Messenger RNA from Megalopta genalis, 1012 nucleotides. RefSeq lists its product as uncharacterized. Lineage: Eukaryota; Metazoa; Arthropoda; Insecta; Hymenoptera; Halictidae. The record is from RefSeq and is a predicted model, not a curated record.
AUAAAGUUUAAAUUUUUAACAAUGCACGAGUUAUGUAAUUCAUUGAUGUUACUCUAAGCCUUAUUAAUAUCAAACUGAUUGAAAAGCAAUUGCCAAAGAAAAUAUUAAUAUAUAAAAUACAAUCUGAAUUUCAAUGUAAAUAAAGCAGUUUGAACAUAUGGGUUUCUCUAAGAUGAUUAAACGUUUGCUGUACGCAAACUUUGCAACUUGUAGUUCUAAAAUAAUAGGAGUAUUAGCACCAUUAACAAUACCACCCUUGCAUAUCACAUUUAUGUAUUACUUUUGGCAAGAAUACUCACGAGAUGUGGAUAAACAAUAUUGCUCAUGUUCGUGUUGGGAUACAGUGUUCAAAGGGUCAUAUGAAUCUGGCAUUGCUUCUUACAAGCACAUGUACUUCAAUGCCACUACAAAUACUCUAAAAAUAUGGAUAACCAUUGUAAUGGGAAUAAUUCUGUUUUAUGAAACAGUGAAACAUUUAACAUGGCUAGCAUUUCAAAAUCGUCUCAGAUUUAGCAUGACGAUACUUUUUUCCACUGCUAUUUUUUCUCACUAUUAUACUUGGUGGGUUUAUAUGAAUUAUUGGAAUGAUGAAUUUUAUUCUCAGUGGUACCAUCAGUUAUUUUUCUCCAUCACCGAACUGGUAUCUACAAUCCUGGUUAUACAUUUAGCAGAUACAAAGAAUCCAAUCACACAUAGAAAAGCCUUUGGCAUUGCUGCAAUUGCUAUUCUACAUAUUGUAGCAGGUGGUUGGGAUCAAUUUGUUGCUAAUGUUGUUAGAGGGGAAGGCUAUGCACAUCAGGUGGUGCGAGAUCUAGGAUUCAUGAUCCCAGAUAUACUCCAUGUUGGUAUUCCUUUAUGGGCAGUUAAGUGGAAAAAUAUAUAUAAUCUUCCAGGGUCAACCAAAAGAGAUCCUAGUAUCAAAAGGGAUUUGGCAUACAUGUUAGGGAUGAUAUGUAUAGGAUUGUGCAUUUGUGCCAUUUUGUAAUAUCUCAACAAUUCCAAUGCCUAAGAA